AUGAUCGGCAAAGAUGACAGGAUCAGACACAGCCUGUCAGCUUCCGAUAUUGUACUGCCGGAAACGCGCCUUCAACGCCAUCAACCGGGCAGUCUUUUGGGGAAUUUCGAAGAAAGCGCCUUAAAUGGUCGACUAGAUCCCGUGAAAAAACUUGAUGGUUUUAAAUUGCAAUUAGCCGCAUCUGGUGCCUUUUCUUCUCCACAUACUUCAUUGACUGUCACCGCCUAUUUCUUCGAUCUUAACGAUAGUGAAACGGCUCCAUCGCCUUAUUUGGGCGUUUGCUCGUUGGAAUCAUUGGGAAAGCGCGGCUAUCGCAUACCAAAGCAGGGAACAAUUCAAGCUACGCUCUUCAAUCCUCAGGGUACGGCGGUGAAAGUGUUCGUAGUUACGUACGAUAUGUCAGAUAUGCCGCCAUCGUCGCAAACGUUCAUACGGCAAAGAACGUUUCUUGGAACGGCUGAGGACUCUAAAGCAGAGAAACACCUUGUCAAUCUCAUACAUUUCCGGUAA
Cooperia oncophora is the source of this 510-nucleotide messenger RNA. NCBI's taxonomy places the organism in Eukaryota, Metazoa, Nematoda, Chromadorea, Rhabditida, Trichostrongylidae. The record is from the annotation of a GenBank genome assembly.